CCACAAUCCCUCGUAUAUUACUCCCUUCUCCUCCAAACCCUAGACUCCACUCUCUCACACACACGCACACACAGAGAGCACAAACCAUGGCGACGCCAGCAGUGGAGUCCGUACAAUGCUUCGGCCGCAAGAAAACCGCGGUGGCCGUAACCUACUGCAAGCGCGGCCGAGGUCUGAUCAAGAUCAACGGCUGCCCGAUCGAGCUGGUGGAGCCCGAGAUCCUACGGUUCAAAGCCUACGAGCCGAUCCUCCUCCUCGGACGACACCGUUUUGCCGGCGUCGACAUGAGGAUCCGAGUCAAAGGCGGAGGUCACACCUCUCAGAUCUACGCGAUUCGCCAGAGCAUCGCAAAGGCACUCGUCGCUUUCUACCAGAAGUAUGUAGACGAGCAAAGCAAGAAGGAGAUCAAGGAUAUUCUGGUUCGAUAUGAUCGGACUUUGCUUGUCGCCGAUCCGAGACGCUGUGAGCCUAAGAAGUUCGGUGGUCGUGGCGCUAGGGCUAGGUUCCAGAAAUCCUACCGUUAGAGACAGAGACACAGUGAGAGAGAGAGAGAGAGAAUUCUCGAGGUUCAAAUCGGUUAUUUUAUAUGUCGUUUUAGGACUAUUUAUGUCGUUUUGUUUCUUGUUCUGUCGUUUUAGGGAGAUUAAUCUGGAUUUAAAAUUUUGAUAUGGAUUUCAUAUUUGGCGCAAUUUUGAUUUAUGAUGAAUUAGUUGUUUUAUUUUUAA
Quercus robur (English oak) is the source of this 725-nucleotide messenger RNA. Its product is annotated as 40S ribosomal protein S16. Gene Ontology annotation, biological process: translation; maturation of SSU-rRNA from tricistronic rRNA transcript (SSU-rRNA, 5.8S rRNA, LSU-rRNA). The transcript has a single exon. The record is from RefSeq and is a predicted model, not a curated record. Bases 87 to 524 code for a protein of 145 amino acids. Gene Ontology annotation, molecular function: RNA binding; structural constituent of ribosome. Lineage: Eukaryota; Viridiplantae; Streptophyta; Magnoliopsida; Fagales; Fagaceae. Gene Ontology annotation, cellular component: cytosolic small ribosomal subunit; ribosome.